This is a messenger RNA of Xylona heveae TC161, 4096 nucleotides long. RefSeq lists its product as hypothetical. Gene Ontology annotation, molecular function: magnesium ion binding; catalytic activity; thiamine pyrophosphate binding. The transcript is spliced from 5 exons. The record is from RefSeq and is a predicted model, not a curated record. The coding region runs from base 134 to 3895 and encodes 1253 amino acids. Lineage: Eukaryota; Fungi; Ascomycota; Xylonomycetes; Xylonales; Xylonaceae. Gene Ontology annotation, cellular component: peroxisome. Gene Ontology annotation, biological process: fatty acid alpha-oxidation.
ACUAACACUGUCCGCGGGCGAGUAGAUACGGGCAUUAAUAACAUAACUUCAAGCUCAGAGGUGAAAAGACAUCGACGUUCCUUCCUGAGCAUUAUUGCAUAUACUUGUCAUUUCACAUACACUCGCGCCCACAAUGUCGUUUCUAGGCGGGCCUGAGUGCUCAACGGCGGGCAAUCCGUUGACUCAAUUCUCCAAGCAUGUUCAGGACGACAAGUCAUUACAGCGAGAUCGACUCGUGGGACGAGGCCCAGGCGGCCUUCCGCAAGGUCUCAGGACUCAAGGGAUGAUGGGAGGUCAGGACCAGAUGAUGGAUGAUUUCAUUCAACAGUCUGGUCAGAUUCCGCAAGGCGUGGCGUCGCCCUUUGCCAUGGAUCAGAUGCGGCGGGAGAUCGAAAAUUACUCACAUAGUCCUUUGCGAUCCGGAUCUCCUGCAAACAACUGGGCGGCUGAAUUUCAACCUGGAUUGGAUGACCAAGCUCGGAUGCAGGCUGCUUUUCAGCAGUCGCAGCGCCGGGGGUUCAGUCCGGCCGAAUUUGCACGAUUUCAGCAGAGAACGCCCGAACGAGUUGCAAGUCCAGCGCCACAAGCAUCGAAUGCAGCAAUGCAGGGCUUCCAGCGACCGCUCGGCAUGAAUUACGGCAUGAACAUGGGACUCGGAGGCAUGGGCAUGGGGAUGAUGAAUCGACCAUAUAGCGGCCUUGCCACACCUCACGUGGGCGAAGCCGAUGCUCAGACCAAAGGAAAAGGACGAAUGGUUGAAUUAGACGACCAUGAUUGGGAGGCUCAUUUUGCACAGCUUGAUGCAGAGGGGCAGCAGCGAGAGUUGGAUGCAAAGGCGAAUGCCGCAAUGGAGGCAGAGCUCAGCGAUCUGGACAGGUCAGUCCAAACCGAGACAAACGAAUUUGGUGACUUUGAGGGUAUAUGGAGGAGCAUUCAAGCUGAGAAAGCGGCGAAUAGGCACAUGGCGGAUAACCAAGACUUUGCAACAAUUGCCAACGAACCCACCGUGGACGACCUCGACGACUGGGGUGGCUUCGACCACCCCAUCAACACGCAUCCCGUUGGCUACCGCGAUCCCCAACUCGGCGAGUACAUGUUCGAGGACGACAACCUAUUCGACGACAUUGCGGACCCUUACACGGAAGGCGUACGGAUUAUGGAGGGCGGUGGAAAUCUCUCACUUGCGGCGCUUGCGUUUGAGUCUGCAGUCAGGAAAGAUCCCAUGCACGUACAGGCUUGGACGAUGCUUGGCUCGGCGCAGGCGCAAAAUGAAAAAGAAACACCAGCCAUCCGUGCUCUUGAGCAAGCACUGCGCGUCGACCCCAACAACCUCGAAGCCCUCAUGAACCUCGCCGUGUCCUACACUAACGAAGGAUACGACGCAACUGCCUAUCGCACGCUCGAGCGCUGGCUCGCCACCAAAUACCCACAAGUCAUCGACAAAGCCAACUUGUCCCCUGACGCCGACGUCGGUUUCACCGACCGCCACAAGCUCCACGAAAAGGUCACGGACCUGUACAUUCAAGCCGCCCAGCUCUCGCCCUCUGGCGAACAGAUGGAUCCCGACGUCCAAGUCGGGCUCGGCGUCCUCUUUUACGGCGCCGAGGAGUACGAAAAGGCCGUCGACUGCUUCACCGCCGCCCUGACCUCUACCGAAGCCGGCCUCAGCAACAAACAAGGCCAGGUGCACCUGCUCUGGAACAGACUCGGCGCUACGCUCGCCAACUCGGGCCGCAGCGAAGAAGCCAUUGCCGCGUACGAAAAGGCCUUGACGCUCAACCCCAACUUUGUCCGCGCCCGGUACAACCUCGGCGUCUCCUGCAUCAAUAUCGGAUGCUACGCCGAGGCAGCGCAGCACCUGCUCGGCGCCCUGUCCAUGCAUAAGAUUAUUGAGCAAGAAAGCCGUGAGCGUGCCAUUGAGUUUGCCCGUGCAGGUGGCCGUCCCGUCGAUGAGUCCUCGCUCGAUCAUAUCAUUGCUCAGAACCAGUCGACGAAUCUGUAUGAUACGCUGCGUAGAAGGUCGUUGACAUUCGCAAUGGCAGCUCAAACUGGAGCCCAGAUUAUUGCUAAGACAUUGCGAGAUCUUGGUGUUACGGUUUUGUUUGGAAUUGUCGGAAUUCCAGUCGUAGAGAUUGCCGAGGAAGCUAUCAGCUUGGGAAUCCGGUUUAUUGGCUUUCGCAAUGAGCAGGCCUGUAGUUAUGCUGCAAGCGCAUAUGGCUACCUGACUGGCAAGCCAGGUGUCUGCUUAGUUGUUGGGGGUCCAGGCGUCUUGCAUGCUAUGGCCGGAAUUGGGAAUUCUCAUGCCAAUGCAUUCCCCCUUCUUGUGCUGGCCGGCUCAAGUGAGACACAUCUUCUCAGCAAAGGUGCAUUUCAAGAGCUGGACGCCGUCUCUCUGCUUACACCACACACUAAGCUCGCUAUUCGCCCCCCUUCUUUGGAUUCAAUACCUCAAGCUAUGCAGAGUGCUUACAGGCGCUCUCUGUAUGGCCGGCCUGGCACAAGCUUUGUGGACCUACCAGCCGAUUUGAUCCAGGGCACCCUCUCAAAUCCGGCCGAUGUCGAACCCGCGCAACUCGUCCAAUCUCCACCUCCGCCGGCAGCUGACAAUGCACGAAUCUUCAGAAUUGCACAGCUUCUCAAAUCUGCUAAGGCGCCUCUUAUCAUUGUCGGCAAGGGUGCAGCUUACGCUCGCGCAGAAUCAGCAAUCCGCGAACUUGUAAACAAAACUUCGAUCCCUUUCCUCCCCACACCCAUGGGCAAGGGUAUUUUACCAGAUUCUCAUCCCGCAAAUGUCGCAUCCGCCCGAUCUACUGCACUCAAGCACGCUGACGUGGUUCUCAUCCUGGGAGCUCGCCUGAAUUGGAUCCUGCACUUCGGAGAAGCUCCUAAAUGGAAUCCCGCCGCUCGAUUCAUUCAAGUCGAUAUCUCGGCGGAGGAAAUUGGCACUAACCGGGGAGACCCAAGCCUUGGAAUUGUUGGCGAUGCCGGUCUCGUAACGCUUCAACUUCUCCAUGCUCUUGGUGAUUGGCACUUUUCCCCUUCUUCUUCUUCUUCUUCUUCUUCUUCUUCUUCUUCGCCCUUUAUACUGCAACUUCAGAGCGCAAAGCAAAAGAAUGAAGCAAAUGCCGCUAGAAAAGCAGGCAUAGCAACAUUACCAAUGACAUAUGCUCACGCGUUUGAAACCAUUAAAUCCGCACUUCAUACGCUCUCGCCUCCGUCCGAAGGCGGUAUUGUCUAUGUCUCUGAAGGCGCGAACACAAUGGACAUUUCCCGCUCAGCAUUUCCGGUUGAACAUCCCCGUCUCCGCCUCGAUGCAGGAACUUAUGCCACCAUGGGCGUUGGGCUAGGGUAUGCAAUUGCUGCUCAUGCCGCUUACAACAAUACCGAAGCUCCCGAAAAUCGGAAAAAGAUUGUUGCGCUUGAAGGCGAUUCUGCGUUUGGGUUCUCUGCAAUGGAGGUGGAGACCAUGGCGCGUUAUCAGAUGGAUAUACUCAUCUUUGUUGUCAACAAUGGUGGGAUAUAUCACGGAGAUUCGGAUACUGCGGAAGAAUGGCUCUCUAGGCAGAAACAUUCUACAGCUGCUCCUUCAGCAAUAGCAGAAACCACAAAUAGGACAACGGAACAGAAUCACUACGGGGCCUCGAAAAGCGCCAAUAAUCUUGGCCUUCGCAGCACCAGUUUGGGCUGGGAAGUUGGAUACGAGAAACUCGCCGAAGCGUGCGGCGGGAAGGGCUUUCUCGCGCGUACGCCUGAAGAACUACACACGGCCACGAUCGAAGGCUAUAAAGCCAAGGUACCGGUUAUUGUGAAUGUGAUCAUUGAAGCGGGGAGUGCAAAGAAAUUGGAAUUCGGUUGGCAGGCCAGUUCGCAGAAGAAUCCAUCUGCACGGUUAUGAUCGUAUUAGCAGACCGAGCGGGUAAUGAUACCGCUUAUUCCUAAUUCUAUACUUGAAAUUUUUGUAAACGCAUCUACAGGUUUGAAAUUGUCACUACGUAUAUUCCAAUAGGAAACUCGACGUAGAUAGUUGAGAUGUUUUUAGUUGUGUGUCGCAGAGACAGUUUAAAUAUAAUUCGAAGGAGUCAUAUUAUCUACGGUG